UAAACUUCAUUUUAAAGCAGAAGUUCAUUAACCGUCACUUUUAUUUAGCACUAGCUAGCGUUAAACACUCGUCAAAUAUAAUUGCUGUUCAAUUGAAUGGACUAGCUGUUUAAGGCGGCCGUCUGGAAAUAAACUAAUGAAGAAGAUGUGAAGUAAUGCGGACUCCAAACGGUUUAGCUGUUUUACUAUGAGCUCCCUGUCGGCCCAGCCUCAGGCUUCAAGCUCGUCAUGCAGGACGCUUCCAGGAGAGGGUAAUCAGAUGAAACCUAAAGCACCUCUUCUGCAGAUCUUGCGUGUGGCUGGAGCAAAGGAGGAUGUAUUCACUCUCAAAGAGGUGAUGCACUAUCUGGGUCAGUACAUCAUGGGGAGGCAGCUAUAUGACAAGCAACGGCAGCACAUAGUCCACUGCCAGGAUGAUCCUCUGGGGGAGCUUCUGGAAGUUGAAAGCUUCUCUGUCAAAAAUCCGAGCCCGGUGUAUGAAAUGCUGAAGAAGUACCUCAUUGUGCUUGGCUGUGAUGCUGCAGAGAAUCUUUCUGUGGGCCGUGAGUGUGUAGAUGGCGGAGUGGAGGAUCGUGGUCAGAUGUGUGAGAGUGUGGUUAAAGCAGGAGUGGCGGCCAGAAGCGAUGGGCCUCUUCUGCCGACCCCCUCUCAAAGACGACCUCGUGAUCCAGACGACGAGUCCCUGGACGGCCUCCCACGAUCAGCCUGCAAACGGCCCAAACUUGACGUCAGUCUGGAAGAGUGGGACCUCUCUGGUCUGCCCUGGUGGUUUCUGGGUAAUCUCCGUAACGACUACAGCCGCAGGAGCAAUGGCUCCACUGACAUCCAUACAAACCAACUUUCUCUUGCACAGGAGGAGGACACGGCCAUCGUUUCAGACACCACAGAGGACUUGUGGAUUCUGACAGAGGGAGAGAGCGAACAGGUUAGCGUGGAGAUGAAGGAAGCUGCCUUGGAAGAGGGAAGUGGAGGAGAAGAAGGUUCUCUGGAUGAUGACUAUGGAGGAAAGGAGGAAAAAUCAGACAAAGAGAUGCAAGAAGAACCAGAUGAAGAGUCUCAGUGUUUGAGUGACGACACUGAUACAGAGAUCUCCACGCAGGACGCAUGGCAGUGCACCGAGUGCAGGAAAUACAACACACCGCUGCAGCGCUACUGCGUUCGCUGUUGGGCUCUCCGAAAAAACUGGUACAAAGACGUUCCCCGGCUGGCUCACUCUCUCUCUGUCCCAGACAUCCCAGCCUGUAGCCUUCUCUCUGCCCACGACGAAGAAGACGACAGCGACGCCGGCAUCGACGUCCCAGACUGCAGCAGAACGGUGUCUGACCCCGUCAUCCUGCCCUCCCACUCCACAGCUGACCGACCCAUUCCCACAGCAGGUAUGGGCAAAGGCAAAGGGCCGAUGCCUUCUGGCUUCCACCGGGAGGCUCAGCUCUCAGAGGGGGAAAGCCAGGAAAGCCUGGGCAUGGAGGUCCAGGAUGUUCGGCCGGAGGCGCUGCGGGAGCCCUGCAAGCUGUGUCGAGUGCGUCCUCGUAACGGAAACAUUAUCCACGGGCGAACGGCUCACCUGCUCACUUGUUUCCCAUGUGCACGGAGGCUGCAUAAGUUUCAGGCUCCUUGUCCAGGGUGUGGGAAGAUUAUUCAGAAUGUUAUUAAGAUAUUUAUCCUCUAAAGAGCAGAUGAAGGGAUCUGUAGGGUUUAGGGACCUAAAUAGAAACACAACACACAGAUAAACACAUUAACCGUUCUCAUCUGCAAAAAUCAACCAAAAUAUCCCAAAAACGACAGUUGAUAAAGCUUGCCCUUCAUUUCUGGGUUUAUUCUGCCUCUAAGGUAUUGUAACGAAAAGGUUUGUAACUAAUAUGUUCUUUGCUAUUUCAUUUAAAUGAGGGACAAGGCAGAGUUAUUUAUUUAUUUAUUGUUGUACACUCAUAUUUGGCAAUUUGAGGUUUUAUUUGAUCUUAUGAAGGUUUUUUUAUUUUUAUUUUUUUGUACGGCUCCAUAAUUAUUCCUAACCUCAUCCCUUUACACCAAGCUUUAGGAGUUGGAUUAGUUAAAAAGUUAUCUUCUGGAUUAAUUGGAUCCUUUUUUUAUUUUAAUAGUUCUGUGAAAAAUUAUCCUAUAAGAAGUUUGAGCCAAAGCAGGUCAGAGUAUCCGUUUGACCUGCUUCUCAUUUACCUAAGCUUUAUUUUAAAAUUUAUCGCCAGCCUCAUAAAAAUAAUAAACAAAAGCAUUUGUAAUAGAUGGAUGUUGGCUUAUAUGUUGUUCCAGAUAUAGUAAAUCUAAUGAAUAGAGCAACUGUAACGUUUUGCUUGGUACAAGUUUUAGUUUAGUGUUUCAAUCUGUUCAUGUGUUUAACACUCAUGCUUGCAGUAGGUAACCCCCCCCCCUCCAAUUUAUUUACCUUCUGGACUUAAAAUAAUUUGUAUUUAAGUUAUUUAUGGUGCUUCUUUUGUAAACAUCUGUUCUGAAGCAGAGAAAGUUGCACUUGUGAUAGCAUCCUCGUGUCCGAUCUCUAAAGAUGUACUUACAAGAGUUUGAUUUAAGCGUUACACUGCCACGUAAUGACUUUCCAUUUGAUUUGUAUAUAGUAGAUUUUUUUUCUUUAAUUUUCUGACCUCAAUAAUAGUUCUUUUCAGUGUGCUCUAUGGAAAAUGCUUCCUCUCUGAUUUGCACAACUAAAGCUCUCCUUGAAUGUACUAAAUGUUUUCUUUUCCAUCUGCAUUUUUCCUUGCCUUUAAUCUUUCUGCCAGUAGGUGGAGAGGGUUCUUUCUUGUAGCUGCUUCCUGCAGUAACCUGUUUAGUGCAUGCUGUUUGCCGUGGCUUGAGCCUUGUGCAGAAAUGGUUCAAAGCAUAUAGGAGCAAAGAAGAUGUAAACUUUGGAAUAAAGCUUUUUGCAUUUCUCACCAUCAAGCAUUAAGGUGAAAUAAGGUUAGAUGCUGACAGAGGUGAUCAUUUCUGAGAAGAUUUAAAGUAUUUGAUGUACAAUUCUCUUUUGAUUGUUACAGAAUUAAUGUUUUGUUAAACAAUAAAGAUUUAAAAGGUUAAA
This is a messenger RNA of Cyprinodon tularosa, 3046 nucleotides long. It is a transcript of the gene mdm4, whose product is annotated as MDM4 regulator of p53. The record is from RefSeq and is a predicted model, not a curated record. The transcript is spliced from 11 exons. NCBI's taxonomy places the organism in Eukaryota, Metazoa, Chordata, Actinopteri, Cyprinodontiformes, Cyprinodontidae. The coding region runs from base 188 to 1669 and encodes 493 amino acids. Gene Ontology annotation, molecular function: ubiquitin-protein transferase activity. Gene Ontology annotation, cellular component: nucleus. Gene Ontology annotation, biological process: negative regulation of apoptotic process; regulation of cell cycle; protein ubiquitination.